UAGUUGUCUUUUCUCCUGCCUAAAAUGUUUACUCUCACUUUGUCCCAGUUUUCUCUCAUCUCCAUGAAGAUUCCAUCUCACUGUGACCCCGUGAUAUGGAACUUGGGAAGAGGCUCCUUUUAGGUGGUCAGCCUGGGAAGGAUUUUCUGUGCAGGCAUGGACUGGAGAAAGAGAGUAGGCUCUGUGGUGUCAGUGAGGUUGGACAUUAAAGAUUCCUCAGAGACCCUUUCUGGAUGCCCUUUCAGCUCGUAGAAAUCAAGAUUAAAGAGAUUACAUAUGGACACCUGACCUUCAGGGAUGUGGCCAUUGAAUUCUCUCAGGAGGAGUGGGAGUGCCUGGACCCUGCCCAGAGGGCCUUGUACAGGGACGUGAUGGUGGAGAACUACCGGAACCUAGUCUCCCUGGGAAGCCUUUCUGCUGGAUUUGCAAUCAAGAAAUUAUCACCAAAAGAGGACAUUAAUAAAGGAGAAUCAUACCACUUAGUGAUAUUGGAGGGAAAUGAAAGCCAAGGCAUCAAGGAUUUUGAUCUCAAGGAAGUCUGGGAAAAUAUGCAUGAGUUUGAGAGUCAGUGGAGAUACGAUGCAAGAAAUUACAAAGAAGUGCCUUUGACACAUAACAAAAAUCUCUCUCAUAGAAAAGAUCAACAGCUUAAUAAAUCCUCAAUUACUUUUCCUCCAAAGCAGAGUACUUCUGUAGGAAAUCAUACAUACCAAUAUCUCAUGCAUGGUGAGCCAUUUGUCAGGCAUUUGUUAAAACUGGAAAAUAACAUAAGUGUUGCUGGAAACUGGUACACAGACUGUUUGGAAAACAGAACUGGGUUAUGUUUACACACACACCUGGCUGAACUGCAGAGAUUUCAGACUGAGGAAAAAAUGUAUGAACGUAAUCAAGUUGAGAAAUCUUUCAACAAUGGUUCCUCUGUUCCACCACUUCAAAGAACUCCUUCUAGUAUCAAAAACAUUUGGAAUAAAUAUAGGAAGAUUUUAAAAUAUCCUUUGUUACCUGCACAAUACAGAAGAGCAUACACUAGGGGAAAAUCUUACAAAUGUAAUGACUGUGGGAAGGCUUUUAGCAAAAGCUCAAACCUCAUGAGUCAUGAGAGAAUUCACUCAGGACAGAGACCUUACAAAUGUAAUGAAUGUGGCAAAGCCUUUACAGAGCGCUCACAUCUUACUCAACAUAAGAAAAUCCAUACUGGAGAGAAACCUUACAAAUGUAAGGAGUGUGGCAAAGCCUUUAACCAAUGUUCAAACCUCACUAGGCAUCAGAGAAUCCAUACAGGAGAGAAACCAUAUAAAUGUGACAUAUGUGGCAAGGUCUGUAGUCAAAAUUCAAACCUUGCAAAUCAUCAGAGAAUGCAUACUGGAGAGAAACCUUACAAAUGUAAUGAGUGUGGUAAGGCUUUUAUCCAACGGUCACACCUUUGGAGUCAUGAGAGAAUUCAUACUGGUGAGAAACCUUACAAAUGUAAUGAAUGCAGCAAAGCCUUUGCUGAACGUUCAAGCCUUACUCAACAUAAGAAAAUCCAUACUGGAGAGAAACCUUACAAAUGUAAGGAGUGUGGCAAAGCUUUUAAGCAGUGCUCACACCUCAUUAGACAUCAGAAUACACAUCCUGGAGAGAAAUCACACAAAUGUGAUGUUUGUGGCAAAGCUUUUAUCCAAAGUUCUAGCCUUCUAGAACAUCAGAGAAUUCAUACAGGAGAAAAACCUUAUAAAUGUAGUAAAUGUGAUAAGGCUUUUAUCAGACGGUCACACCUCUGGGGCCAUGAGAGAACUCAUACUGGAGAGAAACCUUACACAUGUAUUGAGUGUGGUAAAGCCUUUGCUGAGCGUUCAAAUCUUACUCAACAUAGAAAAAUCCAUACUGGAGAGAAACCUUACAAAUGUAAUGUGUGUGACAAAGCUUUUACCCAAUUUGCAAACCUUACCAGGCAUCAGAAAAUACACACUGGCGAGAAACCACACAAAUGUGAUGUGUGUGACAAGGCUUUUAUCCAAAGUUCAAGCCUUAUGGAACAUCAGAGAAUUCAUACAGGAGAAAAACCUUAUAAAUGUAACAAAUGUGAUAAGGCUUUUAUUAAACGUUCUCAUCUUUGGGGUCAUGAGAGAACUCAUACUGGAGAGAAACCUUAUAAAUGUAAUGAGUGUGGCAAAGCCUUCACAGAGCGUUCACAUCUUACUCAGCAUAAGAAAAUCCAUACCGGAGAGAAACCUUAUAAAUGUAGUGAGUGUGGCAAAGCUUUUACCCAGUUUGCAAAACUUACUAGGCAUCAGAAAAUACAUAGUGAAAAGAAACAUUAUAAAUCUAGUAUGUGUGGCAGUGGUUUUAUUCAAAACUCAAGCUUUGGGGAUCAUCAAAGAACUCACAAUAGAAGGAAACCUUACAAAUAAAAUGAUUAAGCAAGUGUUCAAGCCUUAUUCAACAUCAGAUUCCAUAUCAUGGAGAGGAACCAUAUGAAACUAAUGUAUGUGGCAAAACUUUUAACCAGGGGCUUACACCUCACUUGACAUCAUAAUAUAAAUCUCUAAAAGAAAGCACACAGAUGUAUGGCAAGGCUUAUCCAAAGUUUCUACCUUGUGGAAUAUAACUGUUAUAGACAGAAACCUUACAAAUAUAAUGAGUGUGAUCAGCUUUAUAAAAAAUGUACAGCUUUGGGGGGGGGGCACAUAAAAUAAGUGGGAUUAAGAGGGACAAAUUUCCAGUGAUUAAAAAAAAAAAAGUACAACGUUGUGGUUAUGAAAGAAUUCAUAUGAGAUGGAAACCAUACAAAUGUGUCAAGGUCUUUACCUCAGGAAAUACCAAAAAAUUCAUACUGGACAGAAACAUUACAAAUGUAAUUAAAGUGAUCAUUUGUUUAGCCAGUUCUCUCAAUGGACUAAAAUAAGAAAAUUCAUACUACAGGGGAAGUAGGCAUACUUUGAGGAUUAACCAAUCUUAGAUGUUAAAUUCCACAGAAAAUUUAAAUUAUUUAAAACCUAAUGAGAUGAUAGGUAUCAACAGAACAAGGGUAUCUGUGGAAACAGCUACUAAUUAUCUUCAGCUUAUAAUUUUAAAAAAUAUUUUAAGUAUUCUCAACACCCAAUGUGGAAUUUAAACUCAUGACCCCAAGAUCAAGAGUCAUGUCUUCUUAUAAGGACUGAGCUAGCCAGAAGCCCCUAUACUUUUUUUACUCAAUUACUUGAGGUUUCUCGAGGCUGCAUUAUUACUGGUGACACGACCUGCAGUUUGGAAUCCACUGAUGUUAUACUUUAAUUACAUGCAUUUCAUGGGCUACCAUAAUGGUCACAAGGAAUCGGUAGGGUGAAAGGACCCAGGUCAUAGGUGGGGUUUACUCAUACCUAUGUAACCUGGAAAAACUAGGACACUAAUUUUAAGAUACAGUACAGUGUAGGUUUGAGGGCUUAGUGGGGGCAGGGAAUAGUAUAAAACUGUUACCUGAAUUGACAUGUUUUCUGUGACUACAGCCUCUUCUCUAGAUUUGUUGGUAUGAUUGAGGGCCUUUGUUGAUGGUUACAGGAAAGGAUGAUCAUGAAACAGAGUAGGCCAGAACAUUAAGAGAAAGAUUUUCAUGUGAGUAGAAGGACAAGUUAUUGGGGAUGGCAUAUGUGGUAGAAAAAAUGGAGGGGGAAUGAUGAUUUCUCCCUCUUAUGAAAGGUAGUAAUUGUUGUAUAUCGUAGAUUAGUGAAAACUAGUCUUAUUUUUGGAAACUGAAGAGAAAGUUGUAGAGGACAUUUUAAUCAAAAGAAUCAGAAUAGUAUGCUUGUGAAGGAUUCAAAUUUGGCCACUGAAAAUUGCAGUCUGAUACCAUUUUAUUUAGGAUAUUAUAAAUUCUCAUAUCUAAAAAGGAAACUAUAGAAACAUUUUUUUGUAACAUGAAUGAAUCAUGUGCAUUAGCCCAAGUGCACCCCAUCUCAUUGAAGCAUUUCAUAAUGAACACUGUUAAUACAUCCUUGGGCUCCCUAGGUUGGAUGUCAUCCAUAAUAAUUUUUCUCCAUGUUGGGUUUGCACAACUUACAUUCUUGGAAAUAUAUAUUCAUAAUUUGAAUUUGAAAGUUACACAAUUUCAAACUCUCACCCUCUAAAACCUGCCUCCCUGUUCAUAAACAUACACUGUAUGAUUAUAGUUUACAUGCCUGCCUUUUGUGCUGAAAUGAGACCCAUGGGUUGCAUGUUUACAUGAAAUGAAAAUAGAAAAAUAGUAAGCAUAUGAAAAGUAUUAGGAAGUAAAAGAAAAUUUCAGAAAUAAGGAUAAAGAUAAUCUCUUGUGCUGGAAUGCUCAGGAAGUUGAAAAGAUCAGUGUUCACUGAGUUUCUCUCAAAAGCAAACAUUGACACAGUGGGAGUCUUGAUAACUAGCAAUCUCAUAUAUUUACCCUCUAAAACAUUUUUUGCUAGUUUGUACUUGUGCUUACUCCACUGGAUCUGGAUGUCAUGAAUGAGGACUCCAUAUAAUAGUGUUAGGAGAAUGUUUAUUACAUAUGAUGCUUUCUGGGGGAGAGCAGGGUAGACCUUCUCAGGUUCUAAAAAUGGCUAGAGAACGCAGGGAAUGGUGACUGGUUUGUUAGGAUGGAUACUAUGUGGGGCUGGGGCGAUGGCACUCAUGGUGUGAACUUUCAGUUAAUGCCAAGGGAAGGGGCACUCAGGCUUUAUUACUAGCUUGUCCUGCCCGGGUGGGCAGAAUAGUAAGAGGUUAUAUAGUGAGGCUUAACAGGUAUCAUUCUUCAGACAUCAAAAAUGGAGUCAGACUCUAAUAUAAAACUGAAUGUUUAUUCCUGACUUGGUAGGGAAAGACCACAAUCUGCCUCAUGCUAACACACUACCUUCCUUUUCCUGGUGCACAUACAGAUCCUACUGCACAAUAUGAUUGUUGAAAAUGGUGAAAUACUGUUUGGGUAAAUUACCUAAGGUAUUUUUACACUUAGGAUGUCACAAUUAUAUUUCUAUUAAGUUAUAGUCUAAUAGUAAAAUACAUGUGGAAGUGAUAGAAUAUGUCCCAACUACAAGACUUUAAUGAGUCCUUUCAUUUCUCUACCAAGAUACUAGAAUCAGAAUAUCUGUAUUGAGACUUGGCAAAUUAUUUUAGUUUUAGGUCCAGAUAAAAUUAACAGAGGAAUUAAGUCUUUAAGUUAGGAAACAGAGGCUAAUAAUUUUUGAACCUCAUUUGGAACACCUACCAAGCCUGUCAUGGGUUGCACAGAACAUACUUCAGGAUAAAGAACAAAGUAUGCUAAUAAAAUCUCUCUUCCCAUUGACUACCUUGUCACUUAAUAAGGGGUAUUUUUAAUUUGAUCUGCAGAAUGUUUUCUCUAAUAUCUUUUUCUUUUACCUUCUGUUGUUUAGGUGUGAAUAUGAAAUUUGAAAAACCCCUAAUAUCAUUAUUAAAAUUGCAUUAUUAAAAUUUCUAGCUAAUUGGAAAAACUUCGUGGGAUUAUCAUUUCCAUGUAAGCAAGACAAAACCUAAUAAAAAGGGCUUUGCUCUUCACCGUUCACCCUUAGUCCUACGGUGGCCAUCCUGCUGGAUGGUGAAAGGGCUGCCAACAGAGGUAGAGUAGGGAGAUAACUGCCCAGGGUACCCGUCCCAUCCAACAUUACAGAUCUGGGCUUCCUGUUACUUGGGAAUGAUAAACCAUCUACUUGUUUCAGCCACUGUUUUCCAGGAGGUCUGUCACUCACAAAAAAUGUCCUACCUGACAAAUAAGAUUAAUAUUUUGUAUUGAGUGGAAUGGCGCAUUUGAGACGGGUUCUUGAAUUUAAAAUUUUGUACCUAAGAAAAGCUUUAUUAAAACAUCCCUCCAGGGGCGCCUGGAUGGUUCAUUCGGUUAA
This is a messenger RNA of Mustela lutreola (European mink), 5825 nucleotides long. RefSeq names its product zinc finger protein 677 (gene ZNF677). The transcript has 3 exons. The record is from RefSeq and is a predicted model, not a curated record. Bases 234 to 2393 code for a protein of 719 amino acids. NCBI's taxonomy places the organism in Eukaryota, Metazoa, Chordata, Mammalia, Carnivora, Mustelidae. Gene Ontology annotation, molecular function: DNA-binding transcription repressor activity, RNA polymerase II-specific. Gene Ontology annotation, biological process: negative regulation of transcription by RNA polymerase II.